AUGAGCUCCACGCAGUUCAACAACGUCGAACAGACUCUCGGCGGCCGAACUCAAGAACCGGCUCCUUCCAAAUAUGACCCCCAGAAGGAGGCUGAGCUCCGCAGCUGGAUCGAAGGGCUCAGGGGCCUCUCCAUUGGCCCCAACUUCCAGAAGGGUCUGAAGGACGGGGUGAUCUUGUGCACAUUCAUGAACAAGCUGCAGCCGGGCUCUGUCUCCAAGAUCAGCCGCUCCAUGCAGAACUGUCACCAGCUAGAAAACCUCUCCAACUUCGUCAAGGCCAUGGUCAGCUACGGCAUGAACCCUGUGGACCUGUGUGAGGCUAACGACUUGUUCGAGAGUGGGAACAUGACACAGGUUCAGGUGUCGCUUCUCGCACUGGCAGGGAAAGGGCUGCAGAGUGGCGUGGACAUCGGGGUCAAGUACUCAGAGAAGCAACAGCGGAACUUUGAUGAUGCCACCACAAAGGCCGGCCAGUGUGUCACUGGGCUGCAGAUGGGCAACGAAAAAUGUGCCAGUCAGUUGGGUAUGACAGCCUAUGGCACCAGGAGGCAUCUCUACGACCAGAACCACAUCCUGCCCCCCAUGGACCACUCCAUGAUCAGCCUUCAGAUGGGCACGAACAAGUGCGCCAGUCAGGUGGGCAUGACGGCUCCGGGGACCCGGCGACACAUCUAUGACACCAAGCUGGGGACAGACAAGUGUGACAACUCCUCCAUGUCCCUGCAGAUGGGUUACACACAGGGUGCCAAUCACAGUAGCCAGGCCUUUGGUCUGGGCCGCCAGAUAUAUGAUCCCAAGAAUUGCCCACAAGGCUCUGCGGCAGAUGGCGCUCCACCUGGUGCCACUGACUACCCCCAAGAGGCCUCAGAAUAUCUGCCCUUCUACCAGGAGGAAGCACCCCAGAAUGCCAACUCCCUAUUGCACUACCCUGUCUAG
This is a messenger RNA of Dipodomys spectabilis (banner-tailed kangaroo rat), 936 nucleotides long. Its product is annotated as calponin-2-like. Gene Ontology annotation, biological process: actomyosin structure organization. Gene Ontology annotation, molecular function: actin binding. NCBI's taxonomy places the organism in Eukaryota, Metazoa, Chordata, Mammalia, Rodentia, Heteromyidae. The record is from RefSeq and is a predicted model, not a curated record.